Molecule: messenger RNA, 1284 nt
Organism: Lasiodiplodia theobromae
Lineage: Eukaryota; Fungi; Ascomycota; Dothideomycetes; Botryosphaeriales; Botryosphaeriaceae
Product: FAD binding domain containing protein
Exons: 7
Coding region: 1-1284 (427 amino acids)
Molecular function (GO): monooxygenase activity; FAD binding
Source: RefSeq, a predicted model, not a curated record
AUGUCUCUGAAGGUUCUCGUCAUCGGCGCGGGCAUCGGAGGGCUCUCUGCCGCCAUUGUUCUGCGCCAGCAGGGCCAUCAGGUUGAGAUCUACGAGAAGUCGCGCCUGGCCAGCGAAGUAGGCGCUGCCGUGCACUGCGCCCCGAACUGCACCGCUCUACUCAACCGCAUGGGCAUCUACCCCGAGACGUUCGGUGCCACGAGAUACGAAAGCAUCAAAUUCCACGACAAGAACACCAACGUCCUGUUUAGCAGCCGUCCCAGCGAAGCCGAGCGGAAGCACUGGCAAGCCGAAUACUUCCUCCUCCACCGCAUCGACCUGCACACCGCGCUGAAAGACCGCGCCCUCUCCGCCGACGGCCCCGGCACCCCCGCAACGCUGCACACCGCGAGCGGGGUAACCAAUGUAGACUGCGAUACCGCCACCAUCACGCUCGCCAACGGCACGCAGGUCACGGGUGACCUCGUCGUCGCAGCUGAUGGCAUCCAUUCCCGAGCCCGCAAGGCCGUGACGGGCCGCGACGUGCCCCUUUUCACGUCCGGCAAGUGCGGCUACCGCUGGCUCACCCCGACGUCAGCCCUGCGGGACGACGCCGAGACGAGGAUGUUCGCCGAAGAGACGGGCCAGUGCGUGCAGGUGGGCGGCGAGAACAGCAACGGCGACUUCAGGCGCAUCGUCUUCUACCCGUGCUCAGACAAUAAAGUCAUGAAUGCCAUUGCGUUCGUGCCGACGGCGGAGGUGGGGCCGGUGCAGAGAGGGCUGUCCGGGUACAACCAAUCCGCGAACAGGGGAAAGCUGAUCCACCACUUCGAGGGCUUUUCCUCGCCCGUCAUCCGCAUGCUGGAGAAGGCGCCGGCGGACGAGGUUAUGCUUUGGGAUUUGCUGGAUAUGGAGGUCCUGCCGAGCUUUGUCAAGGGCCGCGUGCUUCUGCUCGGGGAUGCUGCGCACCCGUUCCUUCCGUACAUGGGCCAGGGCGCCGCUCAAGCCGUUGAAGACGCCGCUGCGUUGGGAGUCUGUCUUCCGGCCGGCACGUCGGCCGCUGAAGUCCCGGAGAGAGUGCGUAUCUGGGAGCAGUGCAGGAAGGAGAGGGCAGAUUACGUGCAAGAAGUCACCAGGAUUCGCGGGCGGGAUCCAAAUGGCAAGCAAGGACCGCCGCAAACGACCGAAGAAUUCGCCAUCGCCAUGAAGAACUGCGUGUCUCAUAACGCCUGGGAUCACGCUGAGAAGGUCAUGAGCGCUUUGGCAAGGGAAGCGAACGUGGAGACGAUAUCCGCUUCUUUGUGA